This is a messenger RNA of Huiozyma naganishii CBS 8797, 1473 nucleotides long. It is a transcript of the gene DIT2, whose product is annotated as putative cytochrome P450. The record is from RefSeq and is a predicted model, not a curated record. The coding region runs from base 1 to 1473 and encodes 490 amino acids. Gene Ontology annotation, molecular function: oxidoreductase activity, acting on paired donors, with incorporation or reduction of molecular oxygen; heme binding; monooxygenase activity. NCBI's taxonomy places the organism in Eukaryota, Fungi, Ascomycota, Saccharomycetes, Saccharomycetales, Saccharomycetaceae. The transcript has a single exon.
AUGAUGUCACCAAUAAGCGCAAUAAGCGCAAUAUUUUUUGUGCUCCUCGCUACCUUAUUUUUCAAAAUUGCAAUUCCACCCUUGAACUUCCCCAGAAACAUACCCACGAUCCCCUUCUAUGUUAUUUUUUUACCAGUGUUCUUUAAGAUGGACCAGGUGGAACUGUAUGAAAAAUAUUUGAGAGAACCAAUGGAAAAAUAUGGUGCUGUAAAAGCGUUUUUCGGAUCAAGAUGGAACAUCCUUGUUUCUAGACCAGAGUUUUUGGCACAGGUUUUCAAAGAUGAGAACACAUUUGCUAAAAGCGGGAAUCAAAAAAAGAUUCCAUACAGUGUAAUUGCUACGUAUACUGGCGACAACGUCAUCAGCGCUCACGGUGAUAUCUGGAAAUUAUACCGGACAAGUUUGAACCACAGUUUGCAACGGUUCAACGAGGCCCCCCUAUGGAAAAACGCGAAAAAGUUCUGCCAACUGAUCUGCAAUCAGGUCGAUGUGGCAUCUGGCAGUACAAAAGUUGGUCCAUUGAUUCAAAGGCUGACUUUGGAUAACAUUUCUGAAGUUACUCUCGGCUUCGAUUUCGGAACUUUGAACCAGGAAAAAAGCUCGCUACACGAACACUUGCUUCUCAUUAAGAAGCAAAUAUUUCAUCCGUUAUUCCUUACUUUCCCUUUCCUCGACCUUUUCCCCAUACCGAUGAGAAAAGAAGCCUUCAAAAAUGUCGAAAGCUUUAGAAAAAUUCUAGUUGAGCGGGUGAGGCAAAAUAUGAUCGAAAACUACCAAUUCGAACAAACUGAUUUUGCUGCCAGUAACCUAAUAAGGUCGUACAACGCAGAAAAGAUAAACUAUACCCAGCUAACAGACAACAUUGUGAUUUUGUUAGUAGCAGGCCAUGAAAACCCCCAGCUGCUGAUCACAACUUGCUUGUAUUUGCUUGCCAAGUAUAAGUCAACGUGGCAACAAGAUAUAUGGGAAGAAUGCAAAAGGAUUGUUGAUGGUGACUCCAAGGGCUUGAGUGAGCUGCCUCUAUUGAACUCGUUUAUCUUUGAGGCUGUCCGGAUGUACCCUCCCUUGAACACUAUCAUUAACAGAAAGACUUCCAGAUUGUGCAAAUUAGGCCACGACAUAGUUAUCCCUAAAGAUACUUACGUUGGAUAUAAUAACUUUGGAGCCAAUCACUAUAGGAAGAGCUGGGGAUCAACCGCGGACGAAUUUCAACCUCAGAGGUGGGGGUCUGACAUAGAUACCAUUUUGAAAACGUGGAGGGAGAAAAAAACCACGGCCGUAUUAAGUUCUUUCCACGGUGGUCGCCGAGCAUGUCUGGGAGAAAAAUUAGCUCUUGUUGAACUGAGAGUCACUAUUUUCGAGGUGUUAAAACAGUUCAAGCUAUCACUAUCACCCAGUUGGGAAGAAAAAAUGACCCCUGGUGGGCCCUUGUGCCCAUUGAAUCUAGAGCUAACAUGCGAAAGGAGAACUUAA